Molecule: messenger RNA, 1943 nt
Organism: Cyprinodon variegatus (sheepshead minnow)
Lineage: Eukaryota; Metazoa; Chordata; Actinopteri; Cyprinodontiformes; Cyprinodontidae
Product: zinc-binding protein A33-like
Exons: 2
Coding region: 147-1850 (567 amino acids)
Molecular function (GO): protein binding; zinc ion binding
Source: RefSeq, a predicted model, not a curated record
UCUCUUCCAGGGAGGAGCUUUCUGAACGUCUAUUAAAAAGGCACUAAAUUCACCUCAGCACACUAGUAUACCUCCACGAGCUGCCUAGGAGCCUUAAUGCAGGAAGAAACAGUUGGUUUUACUGGAAUGCUGCUGGGCCUGUUUCCAUGCAGACAAUUAUGUCCAUAGACAACUAUCCCCUUGCAGAGGAGCACCUCUGGUGCUGCAUCUGCCUGGAUGUGUUCACCAGUCCUGUCACAUUACCCUGUGGACACAACUUCUGCAGAACCUGCAUUGAGGAGCAUCUGAAGUCGAACCCUCAGCGUCAGUGCCCCAUGUGCAAGGAGAGAGUGGAUAAGAAGCACAAGCUCGGUGUGAAUACUUUUAUAUCUGAGCUGGCUCUUCAUUACCGGGCGUCAAAAGGACGGACAGCAGGAAACAGCUCACAGCAGAUCAGCGUGCCCUUAGGAAGACCUUCCUGUGGUCCCCCUGUUGGAACUAAACACCUGCCCUCAAGGUGCUGCCUGCUGUUAACCGUCACCCUUGUGGCUCUUAUCCUUUUCUUCACAGUUAACCUACAUUUCCUUCAAACACUUAUAGACGAGAAUCCAUCACUGCUUUCUUUAGUGCAAAAGACUGACAGUGUCUGCUCCGAACACCAUGAACCCCUCAAGCUCUACUGCAAGAAAGAUGAAGUCAGCAUUUGUGAAAGCUGCAGGGCCUCCAGUCACAGGUUCCACCAGGUUGUUCAUGUGGAAGAAGAAUACGAAACGAGGAAGGCUGAGUUGGGGGAAACGAAUUCCAGGAUUCAGCAGAUGAUCUUGCAGAGACGGAUCAAGAUCAAGGACAUUAAACACUCCAUGAAGCUCAGCGAGGAGGCUGCAGACAGCGAGACGGCCCAGGCCGUCCAGAUCUUCACCUCUCUGAUUCAGUCUUUAGAGAAGGCUCAGGCUGAGCUGAUCAGGAGGAUUGAGGAGAAACAGAAAGUGAAGGAGAAGCAGGAUCAGAGUGUCAUUGCUGAGCUGGAGCAGGAGAUAUCAAAGCUGAAGAGGAGGCACAUUCAAUUGGAGCAGCUUUCCCGCUCCGAAGAUCUUCUCCUUUUUCUCCAGAACGUCCCGGUGCUCAACACCACUCCAGCUACAAAAGACUGGACCCAGCUGAGGAUGUGUCCGCCCAUAUAUGAAGGACUGACGAGGACGGCCAUGGUUAGCACUACUAGUCAGCUGACAGAGGUCGUCAGAGAUGCGAUGGAGAAGCUGCAGGACGCCGAGAUGAAGAAGUUCCACCAGUUUGCCACAGAUGUUACGCUGGAUCCUGAUACGGCACAUCCCGCCCUCAUUGUCUCCGACGAUAGAAAACAGGUUCACCAUGGAGACGUAUGGAAGGAGCUCCCCUACCACUCUAAAAGGUUUGAACCUGCCAUCAAUGUCCUGGGGAAGCAGGGCUUCUCCUGUGGAAAGUUUUUCUACGAUGUCCAGGUCAAAGGAAAGACUGCUUGGACUCUGGGAGUCGCCAAAGAAUCAGUUAACAAGAAGGUAGAACUGAACCUAAACCCAGAAAAUGGCUACUGGGCCAUUCGUCUCCAGAACACAAGACAGUUUGUUGCUCUUUCUGACAACCCAGUUCCUCUUUCUGUGGGAUAUAAUCCAGAUAGAGUGCGAGUGUUUGUGGAUUAUGAAGAGGGUCAGGUGUCGUUUUAUGAUGUCGAUGCUGCUGUUCUGCUUUAUUCGUUCUCUGGGUGCUCUUUUACCGAUACAAUCUACCCGUUCUUCAGUCCUGGACCAAACGACGGUGGCAGGAAUUCUGCUCCUCUUAUCAUUUUUACUGUGACUCAAAGUAGAGAAAAUCAAAGCAAAGAUGAGUAUGUUUAAUUUCAGUAUGAUAAUUUGGAGAAUUAAAAAAAAUAUUUGUUUAUUUUCUUUAUUACGGUUCUAUGGAGGCCCCGAUGUGCUACUGGUUGUCAG